CUGGGAUUACAGCACCCAACCACAACUGGCAGUUUUUAUUGUCCAGUGGCAGAAGGGACAGAGAAGACUGGGAGUCCAGAGCACACCCUAAAGAGGGACUUCCUUAGGCAAGGUUAAGGCUUAUCUCGUGGCCCUUUUCCCACCAGCAUGAACAGGUGCUUUUGUUUUUGUGAAGAACAAAAUCAUUAGAGAUCAAAUCAGUUUUGAGCUCACAGUCCACAUUCUUUCUUAUUCAUUACUGAUCAGUUUGAUCACAAUCUGUUAACCUUCUUUUCCAUAUACAGAAUAUUCCUCUUAUGACUUGGAAAAAUAUCACCCUUUGGUGGAUGAAAUUAAGCUAGGAGAACAAACUUUUCUAUUCAUACCAUUCACAGCUGCUUUCCCUUUGCAGCAGUGAAUUUUUUUUCACUUAGAUGUCAGUUGGUCAGAUGCAACAUUUGGUAUCCAUUUUACCUUUCAUGUAAUGCCAAACUAGCACAAGUGUUAAAAUCACUUGUGACUACAGAAAUUUAGUUACAGCGGGGUGAAAUCUCUCCGUCUUGCAAGAUUACUUAUAACACAUUGGCAUACUGAGGUGGUUGUGAAUUACUCUGAAGACUAUUGGGUUAACCUCCAUUUCAGCUAAUCAUGGGAGAGAUUAAAGUCUCUCCUGAUUAUAACUGGUUUAGAGGUUCAGUUCCCCUUAAAAAGAUUAUCGUAGACGAUGAUGACAGUAAGAUAUGGUCGCUCUAUGACGCAGGUCCCCGAAGUAUCAGGUGUCCUCUGAUAUUCCUGCCUCCUGUCAGUGGAACUGCAGAUGUCUUUUUCCGGCAAAUUUUGGCUCUGACUGGAUGGGGUUACCGGGUUAUCGCUUUGCAGUAUCCAGUUUAUUGGGACCAUCUGGAAUUCUGUGAUGGAUUCAGAAAACUUUUAGACCAUUUACAAUUGGAUAAAGUUCAUCUUUUUGGCGCUUCUUUGGGAGGUUUUUUGGCCCAGAAAUUUGCUGAAUACACUCACAAAUCUCCAAGAGUCCAUUCCCUUAUCCUCUGCAAUUCCUUCAGUGACACCUCUAUCUUCAACCAAACUUGGACUGCAAACAGCUUUUGGCUGAUGCCAGCAUUUAUGCUCAAAAAGAUAGUUCUUGGAAACUUUUCAUCUGGCCCAGUGGACCCUAUGAUGGCUGAUGCCAUUGAUUUUAUGGUAGACAGGCUAGAAAGUUUGGGUCAGAGUGAACUGGCUUCAAGACUUACCUUGAAUUGUCAAAAUUCUUAUGUGGAACCUCAUAAAAUUCGGGACAUCCCGGUAACCAUUAUGGAUGUGUUUGAUCAGAGUGCCCUUUCAACUGAAGCUAAAGAAGAAAUGUACAAGCUGUAUCCUAAUGCCCGAAGAGCUCACCUUAAAACAGGAGGCAAUUUCCCAUACCUGUGCAGAAGUGCGGAGGUGAAUCUUUAUGUACAGAUACAUUUGCUGCAAUUCCAUGGAACCAAAUACGCGGCCAUUGACCCAUCAAUGGUCAGUGCCGAGGAGCUUGAGGUGCAGAAAGGCAGCCUCGGCAUCAGCCAGGAGGAACAAUAGUUGUGUCUCUUGCUGUCAAUGAUGAGUUGACCCGGUGUGUUCUCAUACAGUCCGUGGCAUCAGCGUCCACCAGCUGGCCUUUUCCUUCAGGUUCGUCAGGCUCACCGGUUCUCACUGUGUCUGGGAAGUAGGACUGAUGGUCAUCUUCAUGACAGGUGGCAGCUCCACUAAGCCCCUGUAACUGUUCCCUCUUCGGUUUUCUUAGCUUUUGAAUUUGAAGAAGUACUUUUGAAGACUCCCAUUUUAAGAACUGUGCAAAUUUUGCUACCAAAAGUCUUCAUCACUGUGUUCUUAAGUGAAUGUUGACUUCUGCGGUUUGGGACUUUGUGGGACUUUUUUUUCUUCUUUUC
Sapajus apella (tufted capuchin) is the source of this 1904-nucleotide messenger RNA. It is a transcript of the gene SPG21, whose product is annotated as SPG21 abhydrolase domain containing, maspardin. The transcript has 9 exons. Gene Ontology annotation, molecular function: CD4 receptor binding. Bases 628 to 1554 code for a protein of 308 amino acids. NCBI's taxonomy places the organism in Eukaryota, Metazoa, Chordata, Mammalia, Primates, Cebidae. The record is from RefSeq and is a predicted model, not a curated record. Gene Ontology annotation, cellular component: trans-Golgi network transport vesicle; cytosol.